AUGCCAGAUUCCAUUCCAGCAUCUACCGGUACUGUUUGCCAGGCCUGCAAGUCGCCUCAAUGGCCCAACUCUUUGAAUUCAUUGACCCGGAACUUCUUCACCAGACAGUUUGUGGACACUGUGACCAUCAAUUCGGCCAUCACUGGAUGUGCCAAGGCACGCAGAUGGCGCGAAGUUCUGCUGCUUCUCUCUGCUUGCAUGAACAACCUGGCAUUGCAGCCAGAUUUGCUAACGACAACCUUGUAUCUCACUUCGUGCACGACAGCAAAUUGGCAUCGAGCUGUGGCUUUUCUCCAACGAUUUGCACUGAGCUCGGAUGCGUUUUGCUUGGACGGCGGCGUGCUGAGACUGAUUCCCGACACCGUCUUUUUCAACGGUGUCCUUCGAGUAUUCGAAAGGGGAGGGCUGUGGCGACAAGCCGCGUCCUUGUUCACCAGGCUGCAGGUGGCUGCAGCCGAAAAAGACGCUGUUGGAUUGAGCACGGUGCUCACAGCUUCGGCGAAGGCCAGUUCCUGGAUGCGUUCCGUAUGUAUUCUUGGGUGGUCGCAGUCUGACAUCUGUUUACCCAAUGUGUUUAGCUACAAUGCCAUCCUGAAUGCGUACGCCAUCAGUUCCUCCUGGACUUUAGCAGCAUUGUUGAUGUCCGACAUGCAUUUGGCGAUGAUUCAGCCAGACGUUGUGUCUGUCAACACGAUGGCUGCCGCCUGCAAACCCGCUGGCGAAUGGGCCAAGUCCUUGCACAUGCUGCCGCAUGUCGACAGCUUUGGCCUGGUCUCUGUUGCUGGAUCAUGCGGAGCAGCUGCACAGUGGCGCAGCGCGCUACUCCUGCAGCAUACAUCAUCGGUGAAACUCCAUUCUGGCCAUAGGCUCGUCGAAUGCAAUGCGAUUUUGAACGCCUGCGCGGAGGGUGAAGCAUGGGAAUCAUGCCUAAGCCUUUUGGAGCACGCUCUGCUGGCUGGCCCAGAACCGAAUUUGGUGACGUUUGGUUGCGUUGGAAAGGCGCUGCAAUUAGGCCAAUCCCGCGGUGCAAGGUCUUCUCCAUCAUGGGAGCUGCCUUUGUUGCUUGUUGCAAAGUAUCAGCAAUCCGGAUUCACAAGCGUUCGAGGACUCAAAUCCAGGGGACAAGACUCUGGCAACCUGAACGUGUUUCUGGGCAGUUGCGUUUUCACUCUGGCCCAGAGCCUCCAAUGGAAGCAGGGCACAGCCAUGUGCGCGGCUUUGCAGAUGUGCAGCAACGAAGCACAGGAUCCUGUGUUGUCCCGAUCGAUACAGCAGGAUCUUUUGCAGACCGAUGGCUGGCGGCUUGGAUUGCAAAUAGGUCAGGUACGAGCAGCACAAACAGCUGCCAAAAGCUCUUGCAUGGACACGGAGUCAGAGGCAGUGCUCGCUGUGCGCAGCUGGUGCCUGCAAUCUCUUUGGACAAGGGCAAUGCUGCUUCUUGCUUGGGGCGGCAGGACUGCAUCGUCGAAAGCACAUACUGCGCUGUUGGAGUCGUAUGCGACAUCCGUUGAUGGGUGGGCCCUAUCUUUGUCACAUGUCUCCCGAAUGUUUCAGAUGAGACUCAGACCUGACACGCUCACUCACGGAAUCGCUGUCGGUACUUGCCGGAGCCACCUGCAGUGGCAGUGGUGCUUGGUGUGUGCCCUGGACGCAUGUCUUCGAUAUCCAGGGCAGCCCCUGGCUGCGCUGUACAACGGUGCCAUGGUGGCAUGCUGCGAUGCUGGAGAGCAGAAAUUGCUGCCAAGACUGCUCCGUCAAGCGAGGGAGGUUCACGUGGAGCUGGAUGUGAUUUCUCUCAACACCUGCAUCUCUGCAAGUGAGAAGCUGACAAAGUGGCCGUUGUCUCUGCAGCUCCUGCAAGUGACCUACUCGACCCGUCUCCAAGCUGACUCCACCACGUACGAGGCCGCAAUAACCAGCUGCGAGCAGGGCAGCAGUUGGACCUACGGGCUGCGGUUGUUGAUGCAGCUUCGGAUGAAGGCCACUCAGACAGUUUCGAGCUUCAACGCUGUGAUGGGCUCGGCGAUGAGAGUUCGGUGGUCGGAAGCUCUUCAGCUCUUCGCGGAGCUCAGGGCAAAUCAGCAGCUCCCUGACAUGAUCACGCACGCCGCGCUGAGCUCGGCGCUGCAGGGGAGCCAUCAGUGGAAGCUCCUCUCGUCCAACUUGCCACACGUUCGUGCAGAGGCCAUG
Symbiodinium necroappetens is the source of this 2190-nucleotide messenger RNA. Lineage: Eukaryota; Dinophyceae; Suessiales; Symbiodiniaceae. The record is from the annotation of a GenBank genome assembly.